Capsicum annuum is the source of this 1563-nucleotide messenger RNA. Its product is annotated as protein SOSEKI 1. The transcript has 7 exons. The record is from RefSeq and is a predicted model, not a curated record. Bases 163 to 1353 code for a protein of 396 amino acids. Lineage: Eukaryota; Viridiplantae; Streptophyta; Magnoliopsida; Solanales; Solanaceae.
AAUACCUAAUUUUUCUACUUCUAUAUAUGGUUUAGAAGCUCUAGAUCUACUUCUUCAUCACCCCCCCACCCCACCCCACCAAUCUUUUUUUUUCUUGAUCAAAAACACACCACACUUUCUCUUUCUUUCUUCAAAAGAAACAAAGCAUUAAGGAGAAGAUUAAUGGAAGGACAAAAUCAAGGAGGUGGAGAAGUGAGAAGACUUCAUAUCAUAUAUUUUUUGAGUAGAAAAGGUCGUAUUGAACAUCCUCACCUCAUCAGAGUUCAUCAUUUCUCCAGAAAUGGCAUUCGUCUUAAAGAUGUUAAGAGAUGGUUGGGAGAAUUGAGAGGAAAAGACAUGCCUGAAUCUUUUGCUUGGUCAUACAAGAGAAAAUACAAGAGUGGAUAUGUAUGGCAAGACUUACUGGAUGAAGAUCUUAUUACUCCAAUUUCGGACAAUGAAUAUGUCCUUAAAGGAUCAGAAAUUUCAUCCAUAAUCCCCAUUAAAGAUGUUUCAUUUGGUGAAAAAGGAGUAACAGCAACAACCAUGCAAAAGGAACAAACAAAACAAGAAGAUCAAAAUCCAAUGGAUUCAUCAAAGAAAACCCCUUCAGAGAUUGAAGAAGAAUCACAAAACAUUGCUUCUGAAACAUCAACAAUCACCACUGAUAAUUCACCAAAAUUCCAAGAAGAAGAAGAAGAAAAAGUUAACAACUUUGAUAACAGUUUUUCUUCUAACUCUUCUUCAUCUAUUUCUUCUUUUGGUUCAAUGAAAACCAAGAAGAAAAUAGAUCAAGACCAUCAUCAUGUGAUUGAACAUGGAGAAAACAAUAGUACAGACAAAAAUUCAUCGAAAAACCCGAAAUUCAACAAGAGUAAAAGCUAUUCAAAUGGUGCAUCCAGUAUUUUUCGUAAUUUGAUAACUUGUGGAGCUGUGGAUACUAAUGAUGCUGGAAUUGUUCCAUUGAGAAAAAAUAAAACUUCUUUAAGUAGUGAUAAAACUGUGAGUUUUUCAUCUGAGAUUUGUAAAGCUGACAAAAUUGGAGGAUCUCAAAGGAUUUUUGGUACUAGUUGGAACCAACAAACAACUAAUGGAAGGAAGAGCUGUGAUGGGGCAUUCGGUUAUUCAAAGAACAAAAGUGAAUUUGGCAGUCGUAGAUCAGUUUCUGCUAAUUAUAAGCCAAUCAAUGGACCCAAUUGCUCGCAAUGUGGAAAGCCAUUCAAGCCAGAGAAACUUCAUGCCCAUAUGAAAUCCUGCAAAGGGAUGAAAGCACUGGCAAAGGGUGCUUAUUCUGCUACAGCUGCUGCUACUGAGAAGACAUCUAAGGAUGCAUCAAAAGUGGAUUCUCUUUCUGCAAAGUUCUUGACUCAUUAAAUGCUAGAGCUUUCAUUUUAAAAAAAAAAUUAUUCUUUUUCAGCUUCUGUUGGAAUUAGAUUAUGGUUUUAUUUUUAGAACUUGGACACGCCUUCCAUGUAUAUUUGAGUAAGAAGGUCCACAGGCAAAAGCCUAAGCAAUUCAAGAAUGUAGAAGUGUAAGUCCAUUUUUACUGCAUUCAAUAGUUAUAAGCCUUAUUUUCCAUCUUAA